UUGCUCUCAUGACCUGGAUAUGGCCAUGUUGUAGAUUGAUGCGCGCUUCUGUUGCCGCAUGCACAACUCCAGCGUGGGGCUUCUUGUGAAUAACACUACAGUCAAUGUCCCGUUUCGCAAUGGAGGCGUUUAACCAAAUUUUACUACAGUACCCGCCAUUUGUAGUUGGCGGUGUCGGAGCAACGGCGAUCGCUGCAGGAGGGGCGCUGAUCUACAGAAUUGCAACCAGGAAAAAACCAACUCAUGUCAAAGUGAAUUGUUGGUUCUGCAAUCAGGACACAGUUGUCCCCUAUGGGAACAGAAACUGCUGGGAUUGUCCAUACUGUGAACAGUAUAAUGGCUUUCAGGAGAACGGGGACUACAACAAACCCAUUCCUGCUCAAUACAUGGAGCAUCUCAACCAUGGCAUUUCAGCCGGUGUCCCAGAGUCACCGAAGACCCUGCAGUGGGUCAACUGUCAAAUGCUUCUGUGCAAGAAGUGCAACAACAACCAGACUCUGAAGAUGAAACAGCUGGCCUCGUUCAUCCCCAGGGAUAAUGAAAACUAUGAUGAGGAGAUUGAGGUGUAUAAGCACCACCUUGAGCAGACCUACAAGUUGUGCCGGCCGUGCCAGACGGCGGUGGAGUACUACAUCAAACACCAGAACCGACAGCUGCGGGCUCUGCUCUUCAACCACCAGCUCAGACGCAGUCGGGAUGCUGAUAAAGCCUUAAUUAAGAACACGUACUCCCUCACCACACCAGCCUGGUUGAUCUUGCUCAGAGUCCUUGCGUUCCUCGCCUGUGCCUUCCUUGUAGCUGUGGCUCUGUCUGGAUCUGGAGAUGUGGCCUCCUCCAUCUCGCAGACGUUAAGCAGAGGAGUGAACCAACCCAAAAACCCCCUCCAAAAUGACAGUGAAAGCAAGGCUGAGGAGGGCAGCAUGAUGUGGGAUGAUCUGGUGGCUCUUCUGCCGGAAAAGGUUGUGGAGAACGCUCGACUCGUCUGGCAGUGUGGAAGUGACCAUCAGAUGGCCGUGGCUUCCUUUGGGCUCCUAACUUGCAUCACAGGUGUCUUAAUGGCAGGACCUGUCAGGUUGAGGAGGAUUGAUGUUGUGGCCGCUGUGCUUUGGCUCCUGGUGAUAUGUUUUUACCUGGCCGAGUGUUACCUCAAGACAGACAUCACUGAUUGGAUGGAAUCGGUCAAGUUGGGCAUCACUUCUUUGUGUUGUCUGGUGGGAUUCGCUGCUGCUGUGGCAACAAGCAAAUCCCAGAGUCAGAGAAGAGCCAGAGGUCACAGGUAUCUGUCUGGCAGUUCUCCUGGGCCGUACUACACUAAUCACUGUCCCUCGCUGUCUGCACCUGUGUCUGCAUCCUCUACCUUCAUCCCAACUCCUCCCCCCAACCUGUCACAGCUGCUCAUCCGCCAGCAAAUCCACAGAACACGCAAAGCCUCGCCCUCCUCGCUGCCUGGGCGACUCAACAGGGCCCUCUCUCUGGGAACUAUCCCCUCCCUCGCACGAGCAGAUUCAGGUUUCCUAUUCAGUGGGAGCAGACCAUCUUCACAGUGUAAAGACUCUCCACCUUCAGUAGAUUACUACUCUCUAAAAUCUGGAAGUCGACCCUCCUCUCCUGGACCAUCUCCAACCCCUUCUGUGGCAGGAUCUGUCACUUCCACCUCCAGCUCCGCCAGGCAGCGCCGGCCACUCAUCAGUCCGGCCAGACUCAACAUCAGUGGGCAAAAACUGCGGCUCUUUUCCUCUCCUCUGGAGCCUUUAAGUUUGGCCCCACCGCCUCCGUUUCUUUCAGAGCAAAGCCACGUGAACAGCAGCGGAUUCUUGCCUGAUGCUCCACACCUCCAUUCACAGAAUCAUGGUUCACUGAUAGAUGAGGGCAGUGUGUUUGAGCAUGUGGAGAAGCGAAUGGGCAGCUCCUCCGGUUCUUCAGACUGCCAUGUUGACACGACCACAGGAAAUGGAACUGAGAGCAAGCCUGGAUGGAAAGGAUUUUUGGGCUUGAUGCUUUGGCCUGGUCUUCUGUUUGCCAGCCUGUCCAUUAACUUAACCUUCAUCGGUUUCUAUCUUUAUUACAAUUGGAGAUGAGCAAAUAGAAAAGACCUCAGGAGUUCAAAGUCAAACUGGGAUGUCCGCAGGUCUUUGUCACCUGAGUGCUCAGUAAAUCUGGGGUCUUUACAGGAAAUACAUGGAUGGCAUUUCCUUUGGGUGACGACUACAACUUUAUUCUUGCUGCUCAACAGUUGUGGAUAUAAUAAUGGAGAAGAAAGGAAUUCUCAAAUAAAUGAGAAGACCAUAUCCUCUUAACUUGAGCUCUGUUAAAUACAGCUGAGAUUCUACAUUAUGCCGCAAAGUAUGAUGUGAGCUUUGUAAAACAUGUUUUUGUGCAUGUUCAUUCAUGUGUCGUGUUUUUAAACACUGAAUGUGUUUCAGACUGAAUGCUUGUGCUGUUUAGUUUAACAGAAUGAUGUCAGUUAGGCAUAUGUUGCGUCUUUAUAAAAAAAAUUAUUUGACGAUUUUGCCGUAUUGCUGUACAUUUUAAGUGUUUCUAUUUAUCCUACAUCCUGAAAGAAUAUCAUAAUGAUGUGAUAUUAUCAAGUGCAAUGUGUGUUGAUCUACUUUUUGUCAAUGUGACACUGGAGGAUUUGGUUUAGCUAAUGUCUGUUACUAUGUCCAUUGAGCUUUUGACUCUGUUUUAUGAUUUAACUCAUAAUGUCAAGGGAAAACAGGAUCAUUUCAUAUUUUGUACAUAAAAUAAAGGUGUUUCAGUUACCAGAUUGAAAUAAAUCUCCAUUGUAAUAGUUAUA
Messenger RNA from Carassius auratus (goldfish), 2797 nucleotides. RefSeq names its product transmembrane protein 201-like. Gene Ontology annotation, molecular function: lamin binding; actin filament binding. Gene Ontology annotation, biological process: nuclear migration along microtubule. The coding region runs from base 105 to 2078 and encodes 657 amino acids. NCBI's taxonomy places the organism in Eukaryota, Metazoa, Chordata, Actinopteri, Cypriniformes, Cyprinidae. Gene Ontology annotation, cellular component: nuclear inner membrane. The record is from RefSeq and is a predicted model, not a curated record. The transcript has 11 exons.